GGAUAUCGAUGAAAAUUUUGACAAAAGUCCGUCUUCCAUCAUGUGAGUUCGGUCGGUGAGUAUUUGCUAGAUAGAAAGAUGUCAAAUUAUUAAAUUUACUCUAAAUAUAAGCAUUUCGAACAAUGAAAUGUCAUCGUAAAGUUUAACGCAUACAUUUAAUUAACUCAUGUAUAAUUUCGACUGGAGAAAUUCGAUAGAAAUGUUUCGGCAUUGAGGCGUCCUGUGUGUCGGUUCGAAACCCAAGAAAUAUUUAUUCAUGUCGGUUUGAUACCGUAUAUUGUUUUAUAAAAGUGUAAACAAGAAUCCAAAGAAAGAUACAGUUAUCAGAAGUCGUCUAUAUAGGUGAUGAAGUUUCUGUUAGCCAUCAGUACACACAUUAAUUCCUGAACCAUCAUCGUCAAUGAUAACAAAAUGUGCUGCUGUCCAGAGGGAGCAACAUGUAUGUUAGUAUUUUCCAUUUGUGCUGCCGUCUUGGGAAUGUUCCAAUUUGGAUACAACACAGGUGUUGUUAAUGCUCCUGAAAAUGUGAUAAAGGAAUUCAUUGCUGAUAUAUACAAAACUCGUACGGGACAUGCCAUUGCAGAUAACUUCAAAGAUUUUUUAUGGGCAAUAACUGUUUCUGUAUUUGCAAUUGGUGGCAUGAUUGGUGGAAUUAGUGGAGGAUCAAUAGCAGAUAAAUUUGGAAGGAAAGGAGGACUUUUAUUAAACAAUAUAACUGGUAUUGUAGGAGCUGGUUUCAUGGGAUUCAGUAAAAUUUCUCGAAGUGUUGAAUUGCUCAUUAUCGGACGCCUUAUUAUUGGAUUUAAUUGUGGUAUGGGAGCAACAUGUAUGUUAGUAUUUUCCAUUUGUGCUGCCGUCUUGGGAAUGUUCCAAUUUGGAUACAACACAGGUGUUGUUAAUGCUCCUGAAAAUUUUAAAAUCUUAAUUUGUAUUUUAGGUACAGUGAACCAACUAGGGGUUACGAUAGGACUCCUCCUUUCACAAGUGCUGGGCAUAGAGCUCAUUCUUGGUACAGAUAAAGGAUGGCCAUUUUUAUUUAGUAUAGCAGUAAUUCCUUCUGCAUUGCAACUUGUGCUCUUGCCCUUAUGCCCCGAAAGUCCUCGAUAUUUGCUCAUUUCAAGACAACAAGAAGCAUUAGCCAGAGAAGCUUUAGUAAGACUACGGUGCUCAAAUCACGUGGAAGAUGAUCUCGAAGAAAUGAAAGCUGAAGAAAGAGCACAGCAACAAGAAGCACAAAUAAGUAUGUGGCAGCUAAUUUGCAGUAAAUCUCUUCAAUUACCCCUUAUUAUAGGAGUUGUGAUGCAGUUAUCUCAACAGCUUUCAGGAAUUAAUGCGGUUUUUUACUAUUCAACAGGUUUAUUCAAAGCCGCGGGCCUCUCUCAGCUUUCGGCUAUGUAUGCGACAAUUGGAGUUGGUGCAGUCAUGGUCAUAAUGACGCUGGUCUCCAUUCCUUUCAUGGAUCGAGCAGGGCGCCGCACUCUUCAUCUCUACGGAUUGGGUGGAAUGUUUAUUUUUAGCAUAUUUAUCACAAUAUCACUUCUUGUUAAGUUCCUAUACCACUGGGUUACAUACUUAAGUGUUAUCAGUACUCUUGCUUUUGUAGUCUUCUUUGCUAUUGGUCCAGGAUCAAUUCCUUGGAUGAUAACAGCCGAGUUGUUCUCUCAAGGUCCCAGACCUGCGGCAAUGAGCAUAGCAGUGUUAGUUAACUGGUUUGCAAAUUUUACAGUGGGUCUCGUUUUCCCACAAAUGCAGCGAUGGCUGGAAAAUUACACAUUCCUUCCAUUUACAUUUUUUCUUGCCAUAUUUUGGACAUUUGCAUACAAGAAAGUUCCAGAAACGAAAAAUAAAACAUUUGAAGAAAUAUCUGCAUUGUUUAGGAGGGACGGAAUCAUUAAUAUAAACGGACUAUCAAUACCAAAGAAGUCAUUGCAAGGAGAAUUGGUGUUUGAAGAGAAACCAGUAGAAACAUAUGGCACAUUUCAAGCAGGAGGGUGGCACUAUUACAUGGAGAGACACGCUCUGUGAGACGCUCCGUUCUUUUGCGACGGCAUCGACGGGACUGCUCUCUGCGGUGCACACCCUACCUUUAUUUGAAGUUUUAAGUGAUCUAUUAAUACCGUAGGUUGGGAAAUUAGGAAUUGUAUUUUCUGUUUAUCUAUUUCCCUAUAUUGUAUUUGUCAAAUGGCUGCUUGAUAUAGGGAUUGCCAAUGGUUGAAGUUAUGUUUAUUAAGUGAAGAAGAUGUGAGCUACAACCUAUGUCUCUUUCAAACAAGGCUACCUCCAUCAUUACCAUCAUUGUCACUAUGGGCAAUACCGCAGUGGAAAAAAAUUGGUGGAAUUUAUACCAAACCACAUCGAGGAGCAGCUAUGACAAAGAUCUCCUGGGAACUGUCUACCAGUUCCACUCUACAGAUUGACAGGUGAUUAGGAACAAGACAACAGUCAAAAUAUAAUUUUUUGUAUGAUAUCGUUAUAUGUUACUUGCAUGUCUUUUUAACAAAUUGCACGUUUGUGUCUGCCUGCAUAUCUUUCUUUCUUUAUGUAGUGUGGAAACGGAACCACUCCAUGUCAACCGUGCCCAGUUUGUUUCCCUUGUAAGUGUACUCAUUUUUUUGAUUAUGGGACCAACAGUAUCAUUUUACUUAUAUUAUGUUACACCUUCGGUUUUUUUAUGGUGAUAAUCAUGUUUCAGAUUACUCUUUUUAUCGGGAAAAAUAUCCAUCCUACGGAAACACACAAAACACACACACACUCACUUCACUCACAUACAUAUCUACGAUUACUUGUGACAAACUUGUAUGCAAAUUUUACAUCUUUGAAUUAAUACUUUUCUAUUAAAGCACCGAAACAAAAGGAAAAAAUCAGAAAUUAUCAUGUAAUUAUUGAACAUAUCGUGAUAACAGUUGAACUUCCCGAAGUUUAUUGUUAAUGUAUGUCAAUGGUAUUUGUAGUUAAAAGAUAAAUUGAUUUUUUACUUUAAUUAUUAUACAUACAUAUAUAUAUUAUAUAUAUUUAAAAAAAAACAAAAAAACAGCCAGAAUUUCUUGAAAUUAUGCAGUUUACCAAGACAAAACUUUUUCCUCCAUCCAAUUAUAUUAUCAUUAUCAAAACUAAUCUUGUUAAAAUUUAGUGUAUGAUAUAAAGUGCCUUUUUUAUUAUUAUAAUGCUCUCUACAUAUUGAGCUGUCCUCCGGAUAAGUAACAACACGCAACUGCAGACAUUCAUAAAAAAAAGAAAAACUUCCGCAGCAUAAAUGUUCAAUGGCUGAUUUACGAAUUGUAGUCUUUUCGUUUUAACAUGAUCUUUAUUUGUUUUCUGUAUUAUGCCUAACCAAAGACAGUGACAAGUCAAGAUGCCGCCAAUGCCGUUUCACUUCAAUUAAUCAAUAAAAGUGCCUCGACGUUUGAAGCAUUUAAACACACUACGUAAAUUUAAACUUGAGUUAAAAAGCAAUAUUGGACAUAGGGCUUCCAGCUGCUUUAUUCGAUAAUUUAAACAACAUUUCGUCCGGAGGGCUCACUAGUUGACAAGCUGCUUAAAUGCACGAUCUGUAGUAGUCAAGUUAUCGAUUCUCUAAACAUAUCAGAUACGUCUAGUUUUUUCACAGUUAUUUUAGAAAACAAUAGUGAUUCUGGCCAUAUUUUGCAGUCCAGCGCAAUCAAACAUGCGAGUUAAUGCCCGCAGACUAAAAUUUCAUAAUUUAAUGUUAAUCAGAUCACUUUGUUAUAUAUAUUUAUCUGUAAU
Molecule: messenger RNA, 3744 nt
Organism: Centruroides sculpturatus (bark scorpion)
Lineage: Eukaryota; Metazoa; Arthropoda; Arachnida; Scorpiones; Buthidae
Product: glucose transporter type 1-like
Exons: 15
Coding region: 412-2025 (537 amino acids)
Biological process (GO): monosaccharide transmembrane transport
Cellular component (GO): membrane
Molecular function (GO): hexose transmembrane transporter activity
Source: RefSeq, a predicted model, not a curated record